UACGCGGGUUUCUUCGGUUCCCUCUUUCAGAUAUUUUUCUUUGCCUCGAAGCUAAAUAUAAAUAUAUAAAAUCAUCUCCAUCUCUUUAUAAAAAUCAAUACAAAAAGCAAAAAAAUAAAAAAUAAAAUAAAAAAAUGCAAGAAGCAGAGCUUCAUGACUUAUCAGACGACGCAGAUUACGCCGCCUCACAACAAGAAGGAUCGGCAAGUAUGAUGCGGUGCGACAGUAGUAAAUUAAGCACCUCGAGUGAAACGGAAGGAGCUGAAAUUGUUUAUUUGAAGGAUAAUGUUGCGAUUCAUCCUACUCAGUAUGCUUUUGAACGGAUUAGUGGAAGAUUGAAGUUAAUUAAGCAAGGAUCUGCUCUUUUCAUGACAUGGAUUCCAUACAAAAGGCAGAGUACGAAUGCGAAGCUGUCCGAGAAAGAUAGAAACCUUUAUACCAUUAGGGCAGUGCCCUUUGCUGAUGUGAGGUCUAUUCGAAGACACACUCCGGCUCUUGGGUGGCAGUACAUCAUUGUUGUCCUUUCAUCUGGACUUGCAUUUCCUCCCCUUUACUUCUAUAAUGGAGGAGUUCGUGAGUUCCUUACUACGAUAAAACAGCAUGUUUUUCUUGUGAGGUCAGUGGAAGACACAAAUGUAUUUCUUCUGAAUGACUUUCAAAAUCCUCUGCAGCGAACAUUGUCCUCAUUGGAGCUUCCCAGGGCAGUUCCCAUUCCAAGCAUGCCAUCAGCACCUGUUUUACCUAGGGAGUCUACUUCACAUGAAAAUCAAGAGAGGACUGAUGUGGGCAUCAGUGAUGUAAGUGCUAGUAUUCCUCAGUAUAAUGGAAAGCGGAGGCAAAAGUUCCAUGACCCCGCUCGAGACAUUUCAAUCCAAGUUUUGGAGAAAUUUUCUUUUGUAACAAAGUUUGCCCGAGAAACAACUUCGCAGCUAUUCCGGGAGAGUCAUGGCAAUGGAUUUCGUCCUCUUGAGAGGAGAAAAUCUAACCAGUCUGAUGAUUAUAGUCACAAGCCUUCUGAUGAUGCUGAGGGAGUUGCUGUUCAAAGCCCUGUUGCUCCAGAUCCUGUUGAGAAAGUACCAUAUAGGGAACACAAUCGUGAUGGUGAAGCUGCCACCAACGUGGGGACUUUUGAGCUAAUCAGUUAUAAGGAGUUUGACAAACUCUCACUAGUAUGGGGAAAACCCCGACAACCACCAUUGGGGUUGGAAGAGUGGGCCACAUUCUUGGAUUCAGAAGGUCGAGUGGUGGAUUCAAAAGCUUUAAGAAAAAGAAUAUUUUAUGGAGGAAUUGAACACAAACUACGGAAAGAGGUCUGGGCAAUAUUAUUGGGACACCAUACAUAUGAAUCAACAUAUGCUGAGAGAAAACAUCAAAGGUCCAUCAAAAAGACAGAAUAUGAGACUAUAAAAAGCCAGUGGCAGAGUAUCUCUCCUGCACAGGCGAAAAGGUUUACGAAGUUCAGAGAGAGAAAGGGCCUCAUAGAGAAGGAUGUGGUAAGGACAGACAGGUCACUAUCUUUCUAUGAUGGGGAUGACAAUCCAAACGUGAAUCUUCUACGUGAUAUUCUGUUGACCUAUUCAUUCUACAACUUCGAUCUUGGUUACUGUCAGGGUAUGAGCGAUCUUCUAUCCCCGAUUUUGCUUGUAAUGGAGGAUGAGUCGGAAUCAUUUUGGUGUUUUGUGGCACUGAUGGAAUGCCUUGGUCCCAAUUUCAACCGUGACCAAAGCGGCAUGCACUCUCAGCUCUUUGCCUUAUCUAAGCUGGUGGAGUUGUUAGACAACCCCUUGCAUAACUAUUUCAAGCAGAAUGAUUGCUUGAAUUAUUUCUUUUGUUUCCGCUGGAUGCUGAUACAGUUUAAAAGGGAACUUGAAUACGAGAAAACGAUGCGAUUAUGGGAAGUGUUGUGGACACAUUAUUUAUCGGAGCACCUCCAUCUGUACUUGAGUGUAGCUAUCUUGAAGCGUUAUCGUGGCAAGAUAAUCGGAGAGCAAAUGGAUUUCGACACCCUCAUAAGGUUCAUAAAUGAACUGAGUGGUUGGAUUGACCUAGAUGCAACACUCAGGGAUGCUGAGGCUUUAUGUAUAUGUGCCGGCGAGAGAGGAGCCGAUUGCAUACCCCCCGGAACUCCACCUUCAUUGCCUGUUGACAAUGGUUUACUCUAUUCUCAGCAAGAUGAAGUGUUGUAAAUUAAUACAUAUAUGUACACACAUACAUACACACAUACAUAUAGCUAAAUUUAAAUUUUCGGCUCUUGUAAGUUGGGUCAUUUUCCUUAAAAUAAAUCUUAUAAAUAUAUAUGUACUAACUGAUAAAGGGAUUAUUUCAUACAGUGAAGAAAAAAAAUACUAAACCGAGUUUGUGGA
Messenger RNA from Gossypium arboreum, 2363 nucleotides. RefSeq lists its product as uncharacterized. Gene Ontology annotation, biological process: activation of GTPase activity. The coding region runs from base 135 to 2186 and encodes 683 amino acids. Gene Ontology annotation, molecular function: GTPase activator activity. The transcript has 16 exons. The record is from RefSeq and is a predicted model, not a curated record. Lineage: Eukaryota; Viridiplantae; Streptophyta; Magnoliopsida; Malvales; Malvaceae.